AUGAUUACUCCAGAACAUAUCCAAUCAAAUAUAAAGUAUUUUCAAGAAAAUGAUAUUGAAAACGAUAAUGAUUACCAACUGUUGAUGCAACAGAAACACGUUAUGGAACAGAAAUUGAUGGAAAGGAACUAUUAUCACAAGAAUUUCCAACUUUUGUAUUCUCUUGUUGAAAAAUCAAGAAACUAUCAAGAGUUCGUCGACAUUCUAGUCAAUAAUAAGACCCUACUGAAAGAAAUAUUCACUUUGGAAGGACAACUUAGAAGAUCUCAUCAUCUGAUAAAUUCUGAUAAUGUGGAAAUAGACUGGCUGCAUAAAUUUGGCAUCGACAUAAUGGAAUAUAUAGUGAAGGAUCCAAAACUUUUUUCUCUGUAUAACAAUGGUUUACUUUAA
Tetrapisispora phaffii CBS 4417 is the source of this 390-nucleotide messenger RNA. It is a transcript of the gene AHC2, whose product is annotated as Ahc2p. Bases 1 to 390 code for a protein of 129 amino acids. The record is from RefSeq and is a predicted model, not a curated record. The transcript has a single exon. NCBI's taxonomy places the organism in Eukaryota, Fungi, Ascomycota, Saccharomycetes, Saccharomycetales, Saccharomycetaceae.